AUGACCAGAGCUGUUGCAGGAGCUGUAGAAGAAAAUAAAGCUAUAAUUGAAGAGGAAAAAAUAACUAUUCCUGAACUGCAAACGGAUUCUCGUGACAUAUGUGCGGGUUUUGAUGGUACGUGGCAGCGUAGAGGCCACCAAUCCCUAAAUGGUGUGGUCACAUGUACCAGCAUUGACAGUGGCAAGGUGAUGGACAUUGAGGUUCUAUCCAAGUAUUGCCUCUGCCUGGAUAAAACUAACCAUGAGAUAGCUUGUGCAGCAAACCAUCAGGGCUCAAGCGGCAGCAUGGAAGGCAUCGAAUCCGAUGAUGCUGAUGGUCAACAGGGCAGGACUACACCGGCGAAGAUGAGGAUAGUUACUACUGUGUUUUCCGGUCCCGGUACGCAACUCAAGCUGCAGGCCUCUAGCCAUUCAAAUGAGAAGUCUUCUCAUUCCCAUGAAGAUCCACCAUCCACGUCCACUGCAUUGGGAACAUCGGAUGCUGCAGGUCCAACCAACCAUUUAGCCAGGAGGAGUCGCUUCGACAGCAGUCUUUUGAAAAAUAUGUCUUCCACAAACUAUAAAGAUCGUUCAAGUGAUUUGAGGGAGUUAGUGGGUGAGCCUAUGUCAAGUGAUGAUGAAGGACAGGAUUCUGAUUUCGACAUUACAAGGGAAGGUAACUUUAGUGAUAGCUUAUCUGAUAGCUCAUCAGACGAUGAUUAUGUGCCCAAUGCUGAUGAAAUUGAUGAGUGGAACCUUGAACAACAUUUGGAAAAUGUGCCGCAAGCUCCAUACAGUGACAUGACCUACAUGUGUGAAGAGGAGGGUAUUGAAGAACGUUUGUUUGCGUCAUCUGAGAGUGACAACGAUGAUGAAUGUGAAGACUUACAGUACUUGCCGAGGCUGUUGAUAACGAGGAGCCUCAGCUUCAUCCACCUGACCCGCAAAGUGUUCCACCUGACCCCCAGACUGUUCUAA
Molecule: messenger RNA, 957 nt
Organism: Homalodisca vitripennis (glassy-winged sharpshooter)
Lineage: Eukaryota; Metazoa; Arthropoda; Insecta; Hemiptera; Cicadellidae
Exons: 4
Coding region: 1-957 (318 amino acids)
Source: RefSeq, a predicted model, not a curated record